Molecule: messenger RNA, 1775 nt
Organism: Ruditapes philippinarum (Manila clam)
Lineage: Eukaryota; Metazoa; Mollusca; Bivalvia; Venerida; Veneridae
Product: coadhesin-like
Exons: 13
Coding region: 70-1716 (548 amino acids)
Source: RefSeq, a predicted model, not a curated record
AUUUCCCUCGCGAUUGUUCACACGUGGGUGAUUGACACAAGACAUCUUACUCGUAAGACCCAUCCAAUUAUGUUUGGGCAAAAAGUUUUAGGAUUGCUCGUGGUAUAUUGUAUGUGGACAUGUGCUAACAGUCAAGAUGUAGACGGCAGCUGGGGUUCGUGGAUGGAAUGGACAACAUGUUCUGUCUCGUGCGGCCAUGGAUACCAUGUUCGAUCACGAAUCUGUGAUGCUCCAGAACCUUCGGGAAAUGGAACUAAUUGUACAGGCAUAGACUAUGACACAAAACCAUGUGAAAUGUCGCACUGUCCAGUUGACGGUGAAUGGGGAGAUUGGAAUAAGUGGACCACAUGUUCUGCGAAAUGCGGAUAUGGUGUAUCAUUUAGAACUAGGGCUUGCAACAACCCAGCACCAGCGUAUAACGGUUCAGAUUGUACAGGUUCCAGUCAGGGAUUUACUAAAUGUAUAUUAAAGGAAUGUCCAGUUCCUGGAGGCUGGACCAACUGGUCUGAGUUUGGAGAAUGUAACAAUACUUGUGGCUAUAAACGCUACAAAGAGAGGACACGAAACUGUUCGAACCCUUUCCCGAUGUUUGGAGGUGCAGAUUGUGUGGGAGACAUGGACCAAUUUGAACUGUGCGAAUAUGUCGACUGCAAAGAUGGCACGUGGAGUGACUGGGCAUCAUGGGGAGAAUGUAGCGCCACCUGCGGUACAUCUGUUCAUUUCCGGUUCCGUAACUGUUCAUUUUCUGAAGAAAACAAUGGCACCUGUAACGGCCGUGAGUACGAGAGUGGACUUUGCUCGUCGUUUUGUCCAGUUGAUGGUAACUGGACAGCUUGGGCGAAAUGGUCAGCAUGCUCAGCAACAUGUGAACAAGGUACAAGAACAAGAGAUAGAAAGUGCGUUAACCCGGCACCAGCACAUGGAGGGAAAGAUUGUGAGGGUAUAAAGCUAGAGUCAGAAAACUGCACAAAUCCAACAAAGUGUCCUAUUGAUGGGGGAUGGACUGAUUGGGCGACAUGGUCAGACUGUGAUGAGACUUGUGGUGGUGGGUACCAGGUUCGAAUCCGUCGAUGUGCAAACCCCCCUCCGUACUACAACGGCAAACCGUGUUCAGGUUCGGACAUCCAAACUCAGGAGUGUAACAAAGACCCAUGUCCAGUAAACGGAAAUUGGACAGCCUGGUUCCCAUGGAGUUCAUGUUCCGUGUCUUGUGGAACUGGUACUCAAAGUAGGUUACGAACUUGCUCAAACCCCAAACCUGAUUUUGGUGGAGACUACUGCCAGGGUGACUUUGAAGAAACAGCUAAAUGCACAACCAUCGACGACCCUUCUUGCCCGGCUGAUGGCGGAUGGACGGGUUGGAGCAACUGGACAAGUUGUCAAGUUACAUGCGGCAAUGGAACACUAACACGGACAAGGAGUUGUACGAAUCCUGCCCCACGAGGAACCGGCAAGCCGUGUGUAGGUGCGAGCAUAGACAACAAGACAUGCAAUACUACUCAUUCAUGUCCAGUGGAUGGGAAUUGGUCAUCGUGGAGAGAAUGGUUUAGUUGCACUAAGACAUGUGGUGUUGGGAGUCAAACAAGACUUCGAACCUGCUCGAACCCAAAACCUGAGCAUGGAGGGAAGUACUGUCUAGGAGAUCCACAAGAUUACAAGAAUUGCACAGCCGCUUCUGCCUGUCCAGAUGGUGGUGACACAGCAUUCGUUGGAUAAAUUGUAAUAAAUCAUUACCAGAUAUACUUGGAUACUUUAUAAAACUUAUUUAAACUAAA